Moesziomyces aphidis is the source of this 4404-nucleotide messenger RNA. Lineage: Eukaryota; Fungi; Basidiomycota; Ustilaginomycetes; Ustilaginales; Ustilaginaceae. The record is from the annotation of a GenBank genome assembly.
AUGACAGCAGGGGCCCGAUCGAAUGUCACCCAUCGGGAGGAGGGUCAACUUCGGCUACAGGCUUCCGAGCGAAUCCGACGACGAGCCAAGCCUGCAAAGCUAGCUGCACGGCCCGCAGAGCGCCACGAGAAAUUCGGCCGGCCGGUUCAUCGGCACUGGCAGGCCGAGCCGCAGAACCCAACGCGUAGGCUUUGGCACUCGUCGCUCCAAUGGACGCGUGAUUCGAUUCAACUCGACAAGCUCAGCAUUGUGCGCAGCCUGCAACGCGAACCGGCUCAGCAGCGCGUUUGGCUUUCUUCGCACCCGAUUCCUCCGCUCUCUCCGCACCCACCGCUCUCCAAUUCAGCCGGUUCCCGUGCCGCACCGCCGUUGCCCCCUCCUCCCCUUCUCCAUCGUCCAUCCACCGUCCAUCCAGCCAUCCGCAGCCAAUCCCGCUCGAAAAGGGAUAGCUCGCACGCUUGCUCAAGCAUCUCGACCAUCUCAACCGGCCAACACUCCCACUCCCGUCUCGCGGCUGCCGAGGUCCAUCAAUCGAUCCGGCUUCAUUCGCACGCAUCUUCAUCACCCACCAAUCCUCUUCAUUCUCAUCCUCAAGCGUCCGCAAUCGCUCGCCGGACCCACACCACUUCCGCGCUUCCAUCUUCACCCCCCGAUCACAUUACACCUGCUGCGACCUUGCGUCAGCCGUCAGCAGUCACUCGCUCGAAGCCUUGCUUCAUUUGCAUCCGCACCCGCUCCCAUCGCUCGUCAAGCAAGGGUCGGCCAUUCGGCGCAUCCAUCGCCUUUCUGCAGAGCAACCAAGCCCGUCCCUCACAACUUCCGAGCUCGUCCCUCUCGCUUCGCUUUGCUUCGGCCGACAUCGCUGCCGGUACCCGGCAUCGCAUCCGCUUCGCGCUUCGCGCUCCACGUCCAACCAUGAACACGCCGCCCAAGUUCUCCCACUCCCGGCAGGGCUCCGUCGACCUUCCAUCCUCCUCCUCGGCAGCCCAUCUCCACCACCCCUCCUUGUCCGGUCAUCCUCCCAGCGGCUCCCACACCCCGGGCCACCACUCUCCCCUGACAACCUACGGUCACGCGCUCGCGUCUCUCGCCUACCCGACUUCGUCCUAUUCGCCCUAUCGCUCCGCUCAGAACCUCCCUGUCGGAUCAUGGGCUUCCAGCAAUCCAUCCGCACUCCAUGGCAGCACUGCUCCCUCCUCCUCCAAGCGCAGCCAGAGCAGAGACGCAGAUGACGAUGACGACGAAGAAGACGAUGACGAUGACGACGACGACGAUGACGGCGACAGCGACGAUUCCGACGACUCGGACGACGAUGACGAUGAAGACGACGACGCCGACCAGACCAACGACGGCAAGUCAAAAGGCGCAAACAACAAGCGCAAACGCGACGCAUCGCCAAAGAACGCAAGCGCAAAGAAGAAGGCCAACGCCAAGGACAAGCAGGGCGACAAGUCUGGCGGCGCCAACGGCACAAAGGACGGCGCCACAGGCCAGAAGAAGCAGAAACCCACCCGAGGCGCUCGCGCCUGCACAAACUGCCGUCGCCUCAAGAUGCGCUGUGUCGGCGCCGAAAAGGGCCCUCCCUGCAACCGAUGCCGCAACGGCAAUCACGAAUGCAUCUUUGAGGAAAGCAAUCGCGGCAAAAAGGGCGGCAAGAACCAAAAGGCAGAGGCCAUGCAGCAGAGUCUGCGCAAGAUGGAGCAGACCCUCGCCACCGUCCUCCGCAGCAUCCGCGACCCAGGUCUCGCCGCACAGCACGGCGGCAUGCACGGCACCCACGCCUCGGGCUCGCCUGCUCGCGUCAGCAACGACGGCACCAGCCCCAUCAGCACCAUCAACCCCAGCGCCGUCGCACACAGGAGCGCCUCCUCCACAGACGGCAGCACGCAUUCGCCCGCCAACGCUCACGGCACCCGCUUCCUCGAGCCACUCCCUCACCACCACCGCCAGCAGUCCCGUCCCGGCCCUCCUGGCUCUGAGCCUCCCCGCAGCCGCCCCUCGCGUGGCUCUCCACGCCUCCACUCGCUUCCAGACAACACGCUCAAUCCGCUCGGCCUCCUCGCCGAAGCCAGUCUCCACAACACCCAACGCGCACGCAAACACGCCGCCUCUCGCAGCGUAGCCAGCAGCGCCAGCCGCGAAAAGGACAGCCAGCGUUCCGGCAGCACUGGCGGUCAGAGCCCGGACAAGACCAUCAAGUCCGAAGGCGGAGAGGACACCACACCCGAGGGCGACGCCAAUGCCGCCAACGACGAUGCGCAGCGAAAGAUUCCGCUUGGCGUCGCUUCCCAGAACUAUUUCCGCCCCGGGCCCAUGACCAUCCUCCCGCUGCGACGCAUCAUCAUCGAGCGCGAGAUGCCGCCCGAGCUGCUCACUCUCGGCAUCGUCUCGUCCGAAGAAGUGCUGGAUCUCUUCAGCAUCUUCUUCCGCCGAUGCACACAGCACCUCUGUCUCCUCGACGCAGAGUGGCACACGCCCACCUUCAUCUGCAGUCGAUCGCCCUUCCUCUUCACCUGCGUCUGCACCGUCGCUGCCAAGUUCUACGAUCGCAGGCCCGACCUGCAUGCAAAGUGCAUGGCGCUUACGCGCAAGGUCGCAUUCGACGUCGUCAACCGCGGCUUCAAGAGCAUCGAGAUCGUCCAGGGCUUCCUGCUCAUGGCCAUGUACGCCCAGCCGGCCGAGCGCUUCGAGGAGGACAAGACGUGGAUGUACAGCGGCAUCGCUCUGCGCAUGGCCACCGACCUCAACCUGCACCGCAAGAGCGUCGCCACCUUCAACCACAGCCCGCAUCCCGACGAUCCUGCCGUGCUCGACCGCGAGCGCGAAAUCCUCAACCGCGAACGCACCUGCAUCCAGAUGGGCAAGCCCUACACCAUCCGCGAAGACUGGAUCAUCCGCAACUGCCGCAACUGGGGCAGCCGCUUCAGUCGGCCCUGGGACCUCUCGGUCAGCGCCGUCGUCGAUCUCUAUCGCAUCAGCAGCCGUCAGCUCGACUUUCUCUACUCGUCCACCUCGUCCGUCUCGGGCCUCAAUACCGAGAUCGACUACUCGCUCGUGCUGCCCGUCUUCAACGAGCAGCUGCAGGAGUGGCGCGAGGAAUGGCGCUGGCGCGGUCUCUUCUCGGUACCCGAAGAGGGCGAGGAGUACAUCGAGAACAAGAGGCGCAAAAAGGCCGCUGCUGCCGAAAAGGAGGCUGCAGCGGCCGCCAAGGACGGCGACAAGGACAAGGACAAGGACACCAACGGUGCAGCCAAAACGAGCACCACCGCCGCCGCUUACGAGUACGAGGACGACGACGAGGACGCCGAGAAUCUGGAUCUCAACACGCGCAUCCUCAUCCACCACGCCCAUUCGGUGCCCGUGCGCUACAGCUUUGCCGUGCUGGUGCUCAACUCGUUCGGACUGCAGCAGGCUGUCGAUCAUCCCACUGGCGCCAACCUGGACCGCGCCCAGUACUUUGCAAAGUGUCUCGAGGCGGCCAAGACGAUCGUGACCAACUGCUGUGGCCCGUCGCGCCGCAACAUGAGGUACGCACCCGACGCACACAUCCUCACGCUCGCAUACGCGUGUGUCUUCCUGCUCAAGCUCAUCCGCCCGGCGUUCGCCGGCUACGUCGAGGAGGAGUCGAUCCUCACCUUGGUGCAGGGCGCGGUGGAUAUGCUGGAGGAGGUGGCGGUCAACGAGACGCACACGCCGUACCUGUACAGCGCGUUCCUGCGCGCGCUGGUGCAGGCGCGCAGGGACCACACUUCGGCCUCCAAGUCGGCACAGGGCAGUCGCGUGGUCUCGCGAGCUGUGUCGCCCGAAGCGAUGGACCAGGACGCUCCCGAUGCCGCUUCGGCAGGCGCAGCCAACCCGCCCGAAGGCGUUCCUUCAAGCGGUGUCGCGGAAGGCACCAUCCCUGCCGCGCUCGAUCCGUCGCAUGCCGACUUCACCGGUUCUGCCGAGGGCAACGUCAACUGGCCCUCGCAGAUCUUUGGUGCCACGUCGGGCAUGGACGAUUUCUGGGGCUCACUUCUUCCGCCCGGCUUCUCGCAGACUUCGAUGCACGAUUUGUUCGGUGCGGCGAGUGCGGAUGGUCCGGGCGCCAACGGACAUGCGCACCUGGCUGCCGAGGCCGAGGUGGUGGAACCCUCGCAGCACGCGACCAAGUUCGGCAUGGGAGGCGGAGGCGCCUUCGACUUUGGCGGUGGCGCGAUCGGGAAUGGCAACGGCGGCGUGCCGUUGAAUUCGGCAGCGGCCAGUGCGGCCUUGGCCAACUCGAUGAGUAUGACCCCCGUCGCAUCGGGACACUUCUCGGGCGCCAACACGCCGCACGGCUUGGGAAGCAGAAGCAGAAGAACGAGUGCAAGCCACUUCAAUCUCGGCGGUCUGUCCAAUGUCAACUUUGACUUUUCGUCGUAG